AUGAGCCGAGUUGGUGCUGCCGCGGUAGCCCUUGGAGGUUUGACCUUGGUGCCUACCUUCCUGGCCCCUUCGACGCCAGCAACGCCUGGCCAGAAGCAGCUGCGGGUGGCAGAGCCGACCUCCAGAGCCGGGCCAAGUGCUUCCGCCUGUGCAGCUGGCGCCCUGGGCGCCGCUGCUGUGGCAUCCUUUGCAGCAGGGAAGAAGCCUGUUCGCCCUGCUGUCACUUGCCAGGCUUUCGAUGCCAGCUCCCAAGUUGGCGUCACGCCACCUUUCGGCUUCUUCGACCCAGCCGGGUUCACCAAGGAUGUUGAUGAGGAUGAGUUCACGCGGCUGCGUGCUUGUGAGAUCAAGCAUGGCCGUGCGGCGAUGAUGGGUGCGCUGGGCAUGCUUGUGCAGAGCGUCUACAAGCUUCCAGGCUAUGAGGGCGUGCCUUCCGGUUUGGCCGCGCAAUGGACGGAGCCUGGAGCCAACAGCUUGUGGAUUGUUUUCGUCGCAAUCGGCAUGCUCGAGCUUGGCCUCAGCCCAUGGAAGGAGGACCCCAAGAGCCCAGGUGACUACGGCGACCCCCUGAACCUGGCCAAGGGUAACAUCACCGACGACAUCAGGAACCGUGAGCUCAACAACGGUCGCUUUGCUAUGUUCGCUUGGCUGGGCAUCGUCAGUGCGGAGCUGUACACCGGAACUACUGCCGUCUCACAGUUUGCUGUGGCACCCAAAGCCGUGGCCCGCAGCUCCAGUGGCUUCUGCGGCGUGUCAAUGAAGCGGGAGAACAAUCGCAGCCUCAGCAGCCGCCGGGCCUUUGAUGGAGCCAGCCAGCCAGGUGCCUCAGCACCCUUGGGCUACUUCGAUCCGCUGGGCCUCAGCGGCACGCAGGAGCGCUUCGACAAGUUCCGUGCCUCUGAAGUGAAGCAUGGACGUGUGGCCAUGUUGGCCAUCAUGGGAUCCUUUGCCGCGCACUGGGCCACGCCGCUGAAUGCUGGCGCCGGCGCUGCUGGCUUCUCAGAUCCCAUCGGGGCGAAGGGCUGUGUUGCCUUGACCUUCUUCUGUGGCUUCUUGGAGCUUGGGCCCUGGGCCGAUGGAUAUGCCAAGAGCCCAGGUGACUUCGGCGACCCCUGCGACUUCGGCCUGUUCUUUGGCUCCUCAGACGAAAUGAAGACAAAGGAGUUGAACAACGGACGCCUGGCUAUGAUGGCAACAAUCGGCAUGUGUGUUCAAGAGGCAACAUUCGGAGACAAGUACACCGACUUGCCGGGACAGCUCGGACUCUGA
This is a messenger RNA of Symbiodinium pilosum, 1269 nucleotides long. Lineage: Eukaryota; Dinophyceae; Suessiales; Symbiodiniaceae. The record is from the annotation of a GenBank genome assembly.